This is a messenger RNA of Malaya genurostris, 773 nucleotides long. Its product is annotated as type-1 angiotensin II receptor-associated protein-like. Bases 115 to 564 code for a protein of 149 amino acids. The record is from RefSeq and is a predicted model, not a curated record. Gene Ontology annotation, biological process: angiotensin-activated signaling pathway. NCBI's taxonomy places the organism in Eukaryota, Metazoa, Arthropoda, Insecta, Diptera, Culicidae. Gene Ontology annotation, cellular component: plasma membrane. The transcript has 3 exons.
AGAGUAAGUAAACAAAGAGAGUCUGUCAUUUUUACGUACUUGUAGGUUUUCUGUCGGUGGGUUAAAGUAUUAUUUUCGAUAUUUUGAUUUAUUUUUCGUUAUCGUCUGAUUGAGAUGGAUGUGCAAGGAGCAUUAAAUGCUCCCCAUUUACGCGUUAAAAUUGUAGCUAUAGUACACUUUAUCUUUAUUGUCUUUGCGCUUCAAAGUUAUUGGUUGCCGUCAGCAUAUUCAUUUUACAAUCAAAUUUAUAUUCUUUCGCUGUUUUGGUCAAUCCACUGCAGGGAAUCGAUUGACGCCGUUCAUCUGGCGUGUCUUAUCAAUGCAUCGAGUUUUGUAUUUGAUUUAAUAGGAAUAAUUGGAUACUUUCCAGACAAUGGAGGAAUUUUCUCAGUUGUAUUUGCUAUGUUCAACUUGGCCCUUCGACCGUUUACAUUAUUAGUACUUCACAGAGAACUGAUUGAUCGUGGCGGCAGCUUGAUGCUUAUUACACAAGGAUCCGGUGAAAGGCCAACGAGUUAUGAGGAUAUUGACCGCCCGCAUCAAUCGUUUUCCCCAAACGUGUAAAAAGCAUGUUGAACGUUUACUAACUUUUGAUUCAUAAUUAUACCAGUGUGAUAUUACAAGGAUGAAUAGUGUCAUGAACAAAAUGCUCAUUAUACGGAAAAGGUUUUUUCAAUCGCCAUGCUUGUUAUAUUUUAAAACCUACUCUAUUGGCUUAGAAUUAGUUUCGGUAUGUGCAAUAAAUUGUUCCCAAUAACGCAUCUAAAUUUUAA